Molecule: messenger RNA, 2127 nt
Organism: Puma concolor (puma)
Lineage: Eukaryota; Metazoa; Chordata; Mammalia; Carnivora; Felidae
Gene: SYBU
Product: syntabulin
Biological process (GO): axonal transport of mitochondrion; synapse maturation
Cellular component (GO): cytoplasmic microtubule
Source: RefSeq, a predicted model, not a curated record
AGCCGGGCCCCGGCCUCCCGGGCGCGCGUGGAUGCCUCCUCCUGGACGGCGCGAUGGGGCCCUUCUGGGAGAGAAAGGGUGCCUCCUCCUGGACGGCGGCGGCGGCGGCGGCGCGGGGACCCGGCGGGCAGCGGAGCGAUGGGACCCCUUCGAGAGACCAAGAAGGAGCAGAGAGUGCAGCAUCAUGAGAAGGAGAUUUCCAGAAGCCGAAUUCCCCGUUUGAUUCUUCGGCCCCAUCUGCCCCAGCAACAGCACAAAGUGUCCCCAGCCUCUGAGUCUCCCUUCUCUGAGGAAGAGAGCAGAGAGUUCAACCCCAGCAGCUCUGGGCGCUCAGCGAGGACCAUUAGCAGCAACAGCUUCUGCUCAGAUGACACAGGCUGUCCCAGUAGUCAGUCAGUGUCUCCUGUGAAGACACCCUCGGAUACCGGAAACAGCCCUGUUGGCUUUUGCCCUGGAAGUGAUGAAGACUUUUCCAGAAAGAAAUGCACAGUUGGAAUGGUUAGUGAAGGAAGCAUCCAGUCAUCUCGAUAUAAGAAGGAACCAAAAUCAGGCCUUGUAAAGCCAGGUAGCGAAGCUGAUUUUAGCUCCUCAAGCAGCACGGGCAGCAUUUCCGCUCCUGAGGUCCAUAUGUCUGCUGCGGGAAGCAAGCGGUCCUCCUUUUCACGCAACCGAGGUCCCCAUGGGCGGAGUAAUGGAGCUUCAUCGUACAAGUCUGGCAACAGCCCCCCCUCCCCACAGGAGAAGGACUUCCUGUCCAUGCUGUGCAGGAAUCAGCUGAGUCCCGUUAACAUCCAUCCCAGCUAUGCGCCUUCUUCCCCAAGUAGUAGCAACUCCGGCUCCUACAAAGGAAGUGACUGCAGCCCAGUCAUGAGGCGGUCUGGAAGGUACAUGUCCUGUGGUGAAAAUCAUGGUGUCAAACCCCCAAACCCAGAGCAAUAUUUGACUCCUCUGCAGCAAAAAGAGGUUACAGUGAGACACCUGAAGACCAAGCUGAAGGAAUCGGAGCGCCGGCUUCAUGAAAGGGAAAGCGAGAUUGUGGAGCUCAAGUCCCAGCUGGCCCGGAUGAGGGAAGACUGGAUUGAAGAAGAGUGCCACCGCGUGGAGGCCCAGCUGGCCCUGAAGGAAGCCAGGAAGGAGAUCAAACAGCUCAAACAGGUCAUCGAAACUAUGAGGAGCAGCUUGGCUGAUAAAGAUAAAGGCAUUCAGAAAUAUUUUGUGGACAUAAAUAUUCAAAACAAGAAGUUGGAGUCUCUACUGCAGAGCAUGGAGAUGGCGCACAGUGGCUCCCUGAGGGAUGAACUGUGCCUGGACUUCCCAUGCGAUUCCCCAGAGAACAGCUUCCCCCUCGGCACCCCUUUCGGCAAGAUGGCAGACGGGCUGUCUCCGGAGGAGCAGGGCACCGAGGAAGGGGCCGACGGCGAGCCGCUGGUGGGAGACGGUCUGGCCGACCGCACAGAUUUGCUGGAUGGCAUGGUGACCACCGCCACCGCAGAGGCGGGCAACCUGGAGCUCCUUCACCCCGCCCCCGCGGCAGCGGCCCUCGACGGCCUCCCCCUGGCGGUGGGGGAGGAAGAGGGCAGUGCGGUGGUGGAGCGAGCGGUGCAGACCGACGUGGUGCCCUACAGCCCCGCCGUCUCGGAGCUCAUUCAGCACGUGCUCCAGCUCCGGGACCCGUGGCCCUCGAGCUCAGCAUCGCCUGACGAGUCCGGGGCUGACUCGACAGAAAGCUUCCCCGAGUCCAUCUCUGCGUUCAUGGUGGAUUUAACGCCAAGAAACCCCAACUCGGCCAUCCUUUUGUCUCCCGUGGAGACCCCCUCCGCCACGGUGGAUCCGGAAGCUCCCGCAACCCGCCUCAUGAGCGAGCUGGAUUUUGCAGGCCCCACGGAAGAGAGGUUGGACGGCAUCAUCCCGCUGUCGCGCGGGGCCGUAGGGACGCAGUACUGGAGCAGCAGCUUCUUGGUGGAUCUCCUGGCUGUGGCUGCCCCCGUGGUCCCCACUGUUCUGUGGGCAUUCAGUACUCAGAGAGGGGGGACAGAUCCCGUUUACAACAUCGGGGCCUUGCUCCGGGGCUGCUGUGUGGUCGCCCUGCAUUCGCUCCGCCGCACCGCCUUUCACAUCAAAACCUAA